This is a messenger RNA of Tripterygium wilfordii, 905 nucleotides long. Its product is annotated as 60S ribosomal protein L11. Gene Ontology annotation, molecular function: structural constituent of ribosome; RNA binding. Gene Ontology annotation, biological process: translation. Gene Ontology annotation, cellular component: cytosolic large ribosomal subunit; ribosome. The record is from RefSeq and is a predicted model, not a curated record. NCBI's taxonomy places the organism in Eukaryota, Viridiplantae, Streptophyta, Magnoliopsida, Celastrales, Celastraceae. The transcript is spliced from 5 exons. The coding region runs from base 158 to 703 and encodes 181 amino acids.
UUCGGCCCAUUAAACCAGUUUCUUAGGGCAUUAUCGUCAUUGUGCAGACCACCAAGCAACCUAUUACAAAACCCUAGCACUCAUCUCCCCUUUUCGUUAUCACCGGCACCGCCCCCACCCUACCCCCUCCACUUCGACUCAGCGCCGACGCAUCACAAUGGCUUCCGAGAAGAAGCUGUCGAACCCUAUGAGGGAAAUCAAAGUGCAGAAGCUCGUUCUCAAUAUCUCCGUUGGUGAGAGUGGCGAUCGUCUAACCCGCGCUGCUAAGGUCCUGGAACAACUCAGCGGCCAAACCCCCGUCUACUCAAAGGCGAGGUACACGGUUAGGUCGUUUGGAAUCAGGCGUAAUGAGAAGAUAGCAUGCUACGUGACUGUGAGAGGCGAAAAGGCCAUGCAGCUAUUGGAGAGCGGCCUGAAGGUGAAGGAGUAUGAGCUUCUGAGGAAGAACUUCAGUGACACUGGUUGCUUCGGGUUUGGCAUCCAAGAGCACAUUGAUCUCGGUAUCAAGUAUGAUCCUUCAACUGGUAUUUAUGGUAUGGACUUCUAUGUUGUUCUGGAGCGUCCAGGAUACAGAGUGGGUCGUCGCCGCAGAUGCAAGUCACGCGUCGGAAUUCAGCACAGAGUGACUAAAGAUGAUGCAAUGAAGUGGUUCCAAGUCAAAUAUGAAGGAGUUAUCCUGAACAAGUCUCAGAAUAUUGCCUGAACAAGUCUCAGAAUAGUGGGAGCUUCUUAGGAAGAUGCCUUUACUAUGUUGGUUUUUGGAAGUUUUGGUUGGCUGAAUUCGUGCUUUUUGAGUUACAAUUUUACUUGAUGUUUAAGACUUGGUAGAAUCAAAGUUACUAUUUGGUUGAUUUUAUGUGAUUUCACAAUAUAUAUCAAGGAAUUCCGCCUGGUUUACGUUGGUA